Molecule: messenger RNA, 38063 nt
Organism: Xyrichtys novacula (pearly razorfish)
Lineage: Eukaryota; Metazoa; Chordata; Actinopteri; Labriformes; Labridae
Source: the annotation of a GenBank genome assembly
CGGUCUUCCUCACUGUUGCAGGACGCGCACAGUCUUAGGUAUUAAUGUCAGAUGGUUUUACUGGCGUGGAGCUUUGGCCUGGACACUGGAGCAGGGGGGAAUCAGGGUAAAACUUGUCCAAACAUUUUUUACAGUGUAGUCUCUGCUCAUGCGUGAUUUGACUCCAGCUCCACUCGGGACUGUGCACACGCAGAUGCUCGGAGAGUGUCCGUGUGCUGUCACUGAACUGUCUCUGUCAGUCUGUCAGCGUGUCUGCAGGGUGAACUCUCCAGGAAUAAGUCUAACCCAGUUUGGACAGCAGACUGUCUUUGGACCCUGUCGUUGAUCCGGACCCGCUCACAGUCAGUCUGAGGGGAUUCUUCUUCUCCUGCGGUAAAUCCUGCAGCUGUGAUGAGUGUGUGAGCAGCACCCUGAGCUGUCUCCAUCAUGGACACGAUAGGUGUCUCCUUCUUGGACCCUCUGGAUGAUUAUGAGCUGAUCCACAGGAUCGGGUGCGGCACCUACGGAGAUGUUUUCAAGGUGAGCGCCUGCGUUUCCUCGUGUUUUCAGCGCGCGAGGACGCGUUAAAUCAAACAAACACACACCGUGGGGUUGUUACUUCCUGUCAGAAAGGUGAAAGACAGUGUUUGUGUGUCUGUUUCAGAGUUUUUCUCAACCCAGGAUGUGUAUUUGAACAUUUUCAGGUCUUGUUUUCUUUCAUAGUUCAGUGUGAAGGAGAUGCUGCUGGUGUCUUUGUGUCACUAUGUAAUUUUAACCCUUUAAUCCCCAAAGAAACACCGUGAACACACAGGUAACCCACACAUAGCAUGGGACCUGCUGAGCUACAGGUUAGACACGGAUUCAGACAGAAAUAGAGAGUAAAAUUGACAUCAAAUCACAUUACAACUUCAUUUUAAGCUGCAGUAUUCAUAAAUUCCCUUUUUAAAUCUAACUAUCAGUGAAAUCAGCUGUUACAGGUCAAAUAAUCAGACAAAAUGAGUGUUUGUGGCUGAAUUAUGAAGAAAAACUCAAAUAAUUAUAAUUCCCUGGUGUGCUCAAACUGCAAUCAUUAUCAGUAUAAGACUAAUUUGUCUUCAGCUACAGUGUUUUCCCUGUCUUCUCUCUCAAUUUCGAUGGUUUUGUAUUUAAAACAAAAAAACACAAUGUUCCAGUAUUUUAUGAAAGGAAUCAAUGUAAUUGAAAGCAUAAAAGACUGUAGAAUGAGGCUAAUCUAAUGUUAAAUACUCUCAUAUCUAGACUAAAAUGCAAAUUUAGGAAUUCUGAAAAAAGCAGGGUUUAGUAUCUUUUUUUGUCUGUAAUUCAAAAAUGUUCAGUAUACUGUCAAAGAGGAAAAAAAAGAAAAUAUUCACGUCUUACAGGAACAUUUGCAAGUUUUUUCCUUAAAGUAAUGACUGAAGUUUAUUGCUUGAUUUUGUUUUAUUUUUGAAUCAUGCACAGGACUGGCACAUCCUUCAUGGGUUCACUCAUGUUGGUCUGAUCUUAUAGGAUCAGUCUUAUCCCACCUUUACACUAAGUCUUUGUAAACAGAGGAUAGUGUAGACCAGCAUUUUGUGAAGUUGCCAUAGAUGCACUUGUUUUAAAUUAGUGCUAUUCAAGUACUAAUGAUAAGAAUUAUACCAGAGAAACAGCUGCAGUUGUCCAAUAAUUCUGGAGCCAUUUUUAAACUUUCGAUUUCUACCUUUGUCCUUACAGGCUUAGAGAAAAUCAACUGAAAGAUUUAGUUCCUCUCUUUAAACAUAACUCAAGUUUUUCGAAAUUAUCCCACCAGAAAAAAAAGAUCAUCGUUUUUACUGAAAAGUCAAACUCUGAACUCACAGAGGAGACAGAAACAGGAAACGAAAAGUUGAAACAAAAACAAGUUUAAGCCAAAUCACAGAAAACAGCAACUCAUCAGGAGAGCUACAAAACAAAAUCUGUGUGUGUGUGUGUGCGUGCGUGCGUGUGUGCGUGCAUGCGUGUGUGUGUGUGUGUAUGUCUGUCGCUGGUUUCAGUGUCAGGAUGCAAACAUCCUGUGCUGCUUACCCGCCCGGUGCCUCGUGCAUCCUGCAGAAAGAAUUUGUAUUGUUUCUUUUUUUACUCACCAGCAGCCCCCAAGUCUAAGCUCACAUUUCACCCACUUACAUUUUAAAUUAAUACACAUUAAUUCUCAGAGUAAUAAUGACACAAGUGUUGAAUAUGAAGACUAGAUCCCACGUAUCUCUGUGUUAAAAGUCAUAGCUGCACAUGUUUGUAAGGCAGGUGCAGGUUGUAGAGGCUUGAAUACUCUGUGAUGGUGAAAAGUCAGAAAGUCAGUGUGCACAGUAACCAUGACGAUGCAGUUUCAGUCUCCUUAACUGCUGGACCUCCUGCCUUAGUUUGGACUUUAUAUCAUAAUAUCAGAUCACAGUUGUUUAUUCAGUCAGAUACCAGCAGACUUUCUGGACUAACGUCAGGAGACUUGAGGUCAGACUUGUGUCCUAGACUGUGAAUGUGUACAAAGGGCCUAUCAAACAGAGCCGCUACAGAUCCAUCUGCAGAGUAACAGACUCAGGAUAUUCUUCAAACACACUGAAAACCUUCAUUUGAUACAUCAGAAAGGUGGAUCAUCAAGUGCUGCAAACUCACUGAUCAUGUCUUUAAUUGCUCCGGCUUUAGGCUGUGUCUGUAAAUAGUUAAAAUUGUAAAUGUCCCUCCAAAGUGUAGAGAGAGGUGCAGAAAGGAUAGCAUUAAUUUACUAUCAUUAUUUUUAAUUGAUUUCAGUUAGGGUGGUGCUCUUGAUGUGAGCCUUUAAGCUCCUGAUUUUUCCUUUUUGCCUCUGACUCUGAGGUUCCUGUUUGCUCAUGUCUGAUGAAUAGUCUUAGUCAUGCAACAGUAAGACAGUUUAUGAUACAGGAUGAGUAUCAUGGAAACUUCAGACAUGUGUGAUCAUCCAGUGUUGGCUAACCUUGCUGUGUCCAACACUUUCAAAAACACCAUCAUAGACCUAAACUAUAACUCUCUGCUAUCCUUUUUGCACCUCUCUCUUGAAUCAGCACUGUCCUCUUUAUUGGUGCCAACAUUGCUUCAUUGUUCUUUAAUACAUCUUCACUGUGACAACAACUUUCAGGUGACUUUUGUGAUCAGCAUUAUCAUUUAUGGACUUUUUUCAGCUGGUUUCAUUGACUGUAUAAAUAUGGACAUUAUCUCUGACUGAACUGGACUCAUAGUUGAUCUAACCAGAGGAGGUGGAGUUUGAGGCGUGUCUCUAGCCUUCUUGCUAAGAGCUAGAGUGUGUUCACCCACUGAUCAAGCCAGCCACGUGUUUAGUUACACAAAACUUGUAACCCUAAUAUCUUUAAAUUUGAUUGAAAUUUAGACCAAGGCUGUAUGUUUAUUUUUGGUGUAAAACAGACUUUUUAAAUGGAUGUGUAUGUUGUUUCCAGUGUUAAGCAUCCUGCCUCUAGUGGACAUUUGAGGAACUGCACUUUUGACAGUUCCACAUCAGCCUUAUUUGUUGCACCUUUACACGUCCUUCUCCUUUUUCUCUGUAUGUAAUGAUAGAUGACAAACCUUUAUCGUCUGUGUGAUAACCUACAAACUCAUCAGUAAGUUAUUUAUUAAUAAUGAAGUAUUGUUAUUAAAGGCCAGUACUGUUUUGAAGCUGUUUACAAUCAGAGCUCCUGUGUGGCACAUAGGAACUGAUAGUUUUAGUUCAGGUUUUGAUGGUUUUGCUUCUUGAUGUGAAAUUGCUCUGCUGACAUUUGGAGAGGUUAACACUGACAGUGAUGGCGAACCUUAAGCCUCUCUCUGGCUGAUAUAUGUACUCAUCACUGCUGUAUCACAUGAGGACGUGUUUCUCUAAGUCUGCUGUAAAUGUGAACUGAGCUGCUAACAGUCACACACAAUGGCACAUUAUCUCUCCCACUGCUGCUGUUUGUGGGUUUGAGUCCAGGCUGGACCGCCGGUCAUGUGACUGUGUGGGCUUUAAGGACUCUCCUCACACAGCCCUCAUUCAGAGACACUCCUCCUAUUGGCCCUGAUCUUUGACCUUCUGAGGAUUCGACCGGUCCCAGCCGGUCCAAGAAAAGACAGAUUCUGUUCCAAGGCGGUCUCACACUGCAGUCUGAUGAUGUCAGGGAAAUCCAGAUGGAUUUGCAGUCAAUAAAAACGAGCAACAUUGGUGUCUCCAUCCCAUUUACUUCAUCACAUUUUCUCCAUCACGUUUUCUCUAUCACAUUAUUUCCAUUACUUUAUCUCCAUCAUGUUUUUUCCAUCUCGUUUUGUCAGUCAUGUUUUCUCCAUCUUUUUCACCAUCACGUUUUCUCCAUCAUGGUUUUCCCAUCUUUUCAAUCAUGGUUUUUCCUUCUUGUUUUCUCCAUCACUUUUUCUUCAUCAUAGUUUUUCCAUCUUUUCCAUCAUGGUUUUUCCUUCGUUUUCUCCAUCACGUUUUCUCCAUCAUGGUUUUUCCUUCUCGUUUUCUCCAUCAUGGUUUUCCUUCUCGUUUUCUCCAUCAUGGUUUUCCUUCUCGUUUUCUCCAUCACAUUUUCUCCAUCAUGGUUUUCCUUCUUGUUUUCUCCAUCACGUUUUCUCCAUCACGUUUUCUCCAUCAUGGUUUUGCCAUCUCGUUUUCCUUAUCAUGGUUUUUCCUUCUCCUUUUCUCAGUCAUGUUUUCUCCGUCAUGGUUUUUCCUUCUCGUUUUCUUCAUCAUGUUUUCUCACAUCGUGUUCUCUCAGCUCUCUAACUGUCAGUGUUGAAAGAUUUCUCCUCCUGAAGUCAAACCUAGGAGCCAUUCACUUAGUUUUCCCCACCUGAAGCCCACACUUGAUUGGAGGUUUUCAUGUUUUCUCCACCUUUUACAGCACUGAGUUGAAUUUUCACCCUCUGACAUAGACGGUGUCCUGGGGGCAUGCUAGCAUGUUUCCUCCACUAUUAGAUCUGCUGAGGAUGAACUUUCCCUGCUCCUCUCUGUAAAGAGCUGUAGAGGUCUCAGUAUAAACAGUAAUUUGAAAUUAGAGUCUGACUCGGUGGCCCUUUAAAUGAUGAGUCACAGGUUUAGCCUCCUCGUGUGGUUUUAAGCAGAGACACAGAGCUGAUUAUAAAAUGUCUGAGUUUCAACUUAUUUAUGCAAAGCCUGACAGAAGUCAGAGAGACCUGAAGGUUAAAAACAGAUUAUGAAUCACAGAAAAAUCACAGCGUGUUCAUACUACUGCUCAGAUUUACUUGUUUCCUCUGCAGUAGAGCUGCAGAAAUAAAGACAAGGAUGUGAGAUGUUUACACAAAGAAUCACAGGUGUUAUAGAGGUGUAAGUACUGCACUAAUAUUUGGAAAUAUUUUAUUUAUAUCAUGGGCUAAACAGACCAGGUGGAGGUGAAACUAUGUUUGUAUAUUUCAUUUAUGCAUAUGUUUAUUUCUAAAUUUGUCCCUCCUGUUGCUUUAACCUCUCGAUACAGUAAUCCCUUCACAAAAUAAGAUAUUUAUCCAAAUCCUGACUGUGGACUUAUUAGAAUUUCAUUUCUGUGCGUAGUAUUAGUAUAAAAAUACCCAAAUAACUCUAUCAGAUACUAACCUGAAGUAUACGUUAUAGUUAGAAGGGCAUGUCUACAACGAUCAGGCUGAUUUUUGUAUGAAAUCUUCAUGAAUCUCAAAAUUUUCUUCAACUGAUGAAGGAAAAUAACUUUUUGUUUACUUUUUAACACGUCCUGAUGUACAGCGGUUGUGCAAACUGCAACUCAUGGAGUUUGAGGCCCUGUAAUGGGGUCUGUUUUGGUUCUCUUUAAGGUGGAUUGUUUUAUCACCUGAUUCUGAUGAAACUAAACCAGAUACAGGUGUGAAAUCACCCUAAAAGAUCCAGUUUGAAAUGGAUUAAAGCAGAGCUGUUUUUAGAUCUCCUAAAUCCUUGGACAGAAACCUUUAUGCUCCUGAUGUUUUAUGUGUUUUUGAUUUCCUGCAGUCGAACAGUAAAUCAUAGUGGAAUAGAAUAAUAACAUCUCUCUGUAUCGUAUCAGCAGACAGAUGUUUGAGGCUGUUUUCAGUCUGUGGUUUUAAAUUGACUUUCUUAUCUUUAAAUUAGCUCUAAAUCUCAUCUGGCUCUGAUUAAAUUGGGGUCUGAGGGUCUGUUAUGAAUCCCAUUAGAGGUCUGCUGUUUAUUCGGAUGUCUGGAUGCUUUUGGAUCUGAUUCAUAAAAAUCCUGAAUGUUGUUCUUUGUUUUCUGCCUCCCCUGAGGAUCCCUCCUUCUCCCCCUUAUUUCCUCUUUUUGUUGCAGCGCUGUCUGAUCCUCGGGGUUACACAUUUUUCUUCUGUACUGAUUAUGUAUUAGCAGGAUUAGUCAAGCUUUUAUUAGAAAUACUGACAGACAGCAUCACAGUGCACCCAGUCCUGCAGGACUGUAGACCUUAAAUAUGGCUCUGGAGUCUCUACAGUGAGCUUUAGAGACUCAAACUGUUUCUGUUCCAGGCUCUAAACAUGUUCAUUUCUGCUGUUAAGUUUUAACAUGGAGUUCUACGGGGACUGACUCACUGCAUUACACAGCCUCUAGAGGACAAAAGAGAAACUGCAUUUUUUUUAAAACUUACACAUGUCGGCUUCAUUUUUCCCAGUGACAAUUGCUCCAUCAUGAGUUAAAGCAAAAUCAAGAAAAUCAGCAAGGGCCUGUGCCCACCAACUAAUUUUUGAAAUGGCACUUCUCACCAGGACAACUGUUGCUAGGUUACAAGAGUUGUCUCACAUCAAUUCGGCCUCCUUCUGUAAGGAAAUAAGCAACAAAUAGGUAUUCUAUCAUCAGCAGCAGCUCUAAGCCUGGAAACUGUGUUGUUGAAAGAUAAAUCAUGUGUUUUCAUUUGCAAAGUUCGUAUCCAAAGCUCCUCCCCUUCUUAGUCUUAAUUGGUCAUCUGUAAUUGGUCUUAAUUAGUCAAGUGCUGUCUGAAGAGUUGAACAGUUUUUGAUAACGAGGGUGUGUUUGUGCCGAAGUCACUCAGCUGACAACACUUGACUGCAUUGGUUUUAAAGUAGGCAGGUUUAAACUUCCUUCUUUUUUUGUUUGGAGGCCCUAGUGGACACAGGCCCUUACAUUACCCACCUGCACAUUCGUAACCCCACCUGCCACUCUGUACUUCUCUGUAACAUGUUUAAAUGUUUUUUCUUCAUUUCUUUUUUCUACAAUCAGCGGAGAAAAUGUUGUAAGAUGCCAAAAGCUCUCUGUGUGCCGUUUCCUUCUUGUUUUGUCUUUGCUCUGUUCUGGGAAAGCCCAGGUGUGUUUAAUGUGACAGGUUUUAUUAAUGUUGACCUCAGAGAGGCCCCUUCCUGACUCAGAGAAACCCCCUCCUGACUCUGCAGGUUCUCUCAGCAUUUUAGCAUCUUUCAGCUCUUUGUUUUGGUCCCAUGGUCGUCUCUGUAAUCUCACUUAAACAAGCUGUUUUCAUUGUCUUUGUUCAGUUUAAAUUCACCAUUCAUCCCUGUGCGUUACAUCUGUGUCCAAUAGGAAACGAGAGGGGGGGGGCGGGUUUAUAAUGUGGGGUUACAGUUUGAAUAAAGACCUGGUUUGAUCAGUGUGCAGCACAGUUUCCUCUUCCUUCCUUCAUUAUGUAACCCUGACGUGAGCUGUUAUUUCAGGCUCCACUGCGUUAAAAACUCUCAGAGACGUUACUAUCAGUGAGAGAAAAAAAAGUUACUAUUAGUGAGUCACAGGAAGCACUGCGGUAGAACAGGAAGGAAAACAGGAAGUGAGUGCAGAGAGCUGCAGGUUGGAUGCUGGGUUUGUUUUAGGCACUCGGGGUGAAAAUCAGAUGCUCUGACGUCAGAGCGGCGAUGAAUGGAGAUGAGUGAUGAUCUCAGGAAGAGUUCAGGAAGUGAAAAACAGAAUAUACCAGCUCAGAAACAAGAAUCAGCAUCACCUCUGACCUCUGACCUCUGAUGGACUGUUCUGGAAAGACAAGGUCAUUGGUCAAUCCUGGGAAUAAAGAUGACAGCUGGACCUGUUUGAGUUUAUCUAGACUUCUCUAAAACUGAACUUAGAGAGUCAACAGGUCUAAAAAUAAAGCUCUGAUCUGGACUCGUACAGAUUUAACUCUGAGAGAAAAAAGUGUGACCUUUUAUUUUACUGUUUGUUGGUUUGAAAGAAGAAGAAAUCUCAGGCGUAAUAAUAAAACUGAAAUGAUAACGAAGCACUUUGAAAACGAAUAGACACAGAAAUAAAAGUUCAACAAGAUUGAAAUGACAGUCAUCAGAAUUUAUAACUCCAGAAGAGCAGUAGGUUUGCAAGAACAGUCAACAGGAGUUAAUUAAAAUGAAUUAAAUAAGAUCAAAUCUAGACCUUUAGUUAUCCUGGAAAAACCAGGAGCUUAAAAGUUAUUAAAAUAAGUUCAACUCGGUUAAAUACUCAGACUCAACCAAAGUGCAAUUUUAAAAAUUACUUUUUAAACAAGAUUUUUGGAAAUAAAGAAGGUAUGAAUUAGGGUGACCAAAAAGAAGACACGACUAUGCGGAGGCAGAGUCACAGAGUCGCGCAAAGUUAAUUUUGAGAGUUUUUUGGGUUGAGUGUUUUUUACGCACUUCUAACUCAGUGUGUCCACGCGACACAAACUCAAAACUUCCAUACAAAACACCGGACACUUGAAGGAUUUUAUAAGCUCCCCUGGACAAGGCCGGACAGGCCCAGAAAAAGAGGAUAUGUCCAAGUAAAAGAGGACGUAUGGUCACCCUAUAUAAAUCAGAAAAAUUAAUCAAACUUUCAUACAGUUUAAUAAUAGUAAAUAAUAAUAAAUUUUAUUUGUAGUGCCCUUUACAUCAAAAGACCUCAAAGGGCUACAUAUCAUUUCUACAUCUGCCUUUCCACAGUAACAUCCAGAGAGCUGGGGCUUCUGACUCUGAUCCUUUUAAAUAAUAGAGCUGAAUUAUAAUGGGACCCAGACCUUCAUUAAACUUUAACUUUAUACUCAGACUGAUUCUGUUAUCAGUCUGUCUGACUCUGACUCGCCAGCUUUUGUCUGACCCUCCAGUCUCAGAGAUUUCUCUCUGCUCUGGAAUCAAUAGGAGGUUAAAUCGGAGGUCAAGUAGAAGGUUAAACUGAUUAUACAUCUGUCAUCAUCCUGAUAAAACUCUGAGCUGCUGGGUGUUUGCCCAGGUUUGUUGUCUUGAUGGAGCAGGUGGCAAAGCUCCAAACUGGGUUUUAUGUUUUCAGGUCCGAUUAUAGGAUGAUAUUUUAUUUGAUAUCUCAAACAUCAUAGCCUUUUAAUGAAAGGAUAUCUGUCUAUAAUCAUCUAAAAUGCAGUCAGGGAGGGUUUAAAAGCUUUUAUUCCUGCACAGAUUUAUUGUUUGAGUUUUAGAAAUGGACAAAAGCUGUUAAACGUGAACAAGAUCACAUCUCUGAAGUCUCCCACUGGAUGUUUAUAGAUACUUGUCACAUUUUCAUCAGGGUACAGAGGACCCUGUUAGGUGUAAUUGUGCAGCUGCAUCUGAAUAGAAUAACUUCUAGAGAAGGUAGGGAAAGGGUGAGACUAUUUCAAACAUCCUAAAUACAUGGUGCUAAGUGAAGUACAGGGCGUAGACAGGCUAGAUUAAAACCCUGGGUUACUCAUCAAAGGUGUGUUUUAACAUAAUAUGAGUAAAACUCAUGUAUCUGUUCUCAUUCUUUGUAAGGAGUAACCUGAAGACAGACAUGUAUUAACACAGCAAAUUCAGCCUUUCUGCUUAAAUAAACCAGCUUUAAGUCAGAUCAUUGAACUCAUCUUACUUGGGCCCAAAAACACAAACACACAGGUCAAUGUAAUGUUGAUUAUGUUAUACAAUCACAUAUUAUUUCAUACUGUCUCUGCACACAGGAGGAUGUUUUGCUUUGUGAAGUUGAGACUGUAGUUUUUAGUCUGUGCAGGGCUGAGGUGAAGCAAGUGUGUGAAAAUAUAAGGAUGAUGGUGUCCUUGUCCUCUGGCAUCCAGAUCAGCCCCAUACAGAGAGAAACAAUAUGAUGUGUGAAGAAGGGGGUGUUAAGUUGCUUUCCUAGGCCUUUAAACUGAGGAGAGUGUCUGGCAGAAAACAACAAUGACACUUGUGCUUCACACCAGAAUAUUGACAAAGUUAGACUCAUACCGCAGGAAAUUUCUUUACACUUUUGGGACUCUGCUCGUUCACAUGUCCUUUACAUUGCUAAGUUCACCUUACUUUCAUUUUUUAUUAUUCAUUGCCUCCACUUUUGCUCUUAUGCUUGUAAAAAUUUUUUAUGAGUUUUCCUACUAUUUCCUGCUUUUUUCUCCCAUAAACUCAGUCUGACUUGCUGCAGAAAUUUUGCUCUGUGGAGGUCUGAAAAACUCCAGGCAAAUUCAGAUCAAAAAUCUUAGGCUAUUUGCAUUUACACAUGCUGCUCACCCUGAAAUUUUCCCUUUUUCAGUAAUUUUGAUCUUGUGUCAAUAUGAUUUAAGAGGAGGAUUUUACGCACAGAUUCAGCAGGAAAUGUUUCUGACUUUAGAUUAAAUUUAAAAACAGUUUUGAUUCUAAAAAGUGUUUUUAUUUUUUUCCCUCUGAAACCGUUCCUUAUUUACGACAGAGUAUUAGGGCCACAUUAAGAAAAAAAAUUACGAUUUCAGGAUUAAAGUUGUUAAUUUAUGAGAAUAAAGUCAUUAAUUAUGAGAAUAAAGUCAUAAUAAAAUCAUUAUGGUACUUGUGAUAAUGUGGUGCUGAUGUGCCAAACGAUAAAGUAUCUCCUUGUUUGAGAAACCUAUAUUGAUGUACAUUUUUACAAAAUACUUCAUGGCUCUCAUUUCAACAACUGUCAUCUUAAACAACAGGUUAGAAUAUAAGGACUUUACAACGACUUUAUUCUCAUUAGUUAACGACCUUAAGCUCGAAGUCUUCUUCUUCUUAUUAUUAUUAUUUCGAUGUGGCCCUAAUGCUCCAUUGUACAUAAUAACUUCAUCUAUACCUGAUAUAAUUCAGACUGUGACAAUUACUGCUUUAACCCAUAAUGUUGCAGCAGGUCAAUAAAGUCAGUGCCUGUUUCCACCUGAUAUUUACAGGUGAAUCUGUUCCUACCUCUACCAUUUCAUGGUAUUCAUGAGAAUUAGGCAGGGCUAGAUAAGAUAAGAAUGAUAAGAAGAUAAGAACUUUAUCUAUCCCCAAAGGGAAAUUCAAGAGGACAUAUCUUAAGAGGAUUAGCCUCUGAUAGUGUUUGAGUUUUGCACAGGAAACAUGUCAUUGUUUCUGCAGCUACCUGUAGCUUUCCUUUCUCACCUGCAGCCUGCAUGAUUGAGCAGGAAGGAUUAUUCCUCUCUAAAGAAUGGGGUCAGGCCGGACGGAUUACCUCAGCAGAUCAUAUCUAAUCCACUCUGUGAGCAUCUCUGCAUUUUAAAGGAAAUUAAACACUCAUCUAGAUUUGACUACGGAGUCGUUUUAGAGCAAAAGUCAAUAUAUUUAAUGAUUUUAGUAGAAAUAGCUUCAUGUCCAGAAUUUUUCUGUCUGUUUGAUUUACUUCUAGAUAGUUUGUAACUUUUUAUUCAGACUUGUCAUCUGCUGUCACUGAAUGCAGGAUUAUCAAGGUGGUUUUAUUUGAGCAGAGAUGUUUGAAAGUGUUUCAUAUCUCAUCGCUGACCUGAUGAGCCCUUUAAAAACACAGAGGAGGUCUGGACCAACAUGUGUCUCCCACAUUUUUCUGGAAUUUUCUUCCGUGCAGGUCAUAGAGAGAACAUGAUGGACAGGUUUCAGAUUUGGACCAAAACAGUCUGUAACUCAAACCCUGUGGUAUUUAAAUCUGACAGUGAAACAACAGUUCCUCUUAAUGCGAGCUCUUUUCUGCACGUUAUCUCUCAGUAAAGUAAAGUGAUGUAACUUAAACUGGGUCGAGUCUUACACAUGUGAAUGUGGUUUUGAAGUGUAUUUUAUUGGAGCGUAGAAAAGCAGAAAAACAACUUUAGAAAGUUGCUCACUGUUGAUGGUAAAAAUAUAUCUGUAAUGUUUAUUUAUCGUAUAAUUUUCUCUCUUUCAGGCUCGUAACAUCCGGACGUCUGAACUGGCAGCUAUCAAGAUUGUCAAGCUUGACCCGGGUACGUUAAAAGCUUUAACUUCACACAUGCUCACAGAUGCUGUUUCUUUAUUAUCAGACUUUUUAUAAUGUCAAAUAUAAAAUCAGCUUUUACGCAAACUCAUUUGCAGUCAGCCAAAAGAGGAGAUCUGAUCAUGAUAUUAGAAUUUGUCAUUCUGUGAAGGAAGUAGUUCACACCUACUCACACAUGUGAGUUCCUACCUUCAGGAACCAACAGACCAGCAAAGAUCAGGUUUUUAUGUAAAUAAGUGAAGAAAGAAAGUCUCAGCUGUUUUAACUCUUUAAUGAACCCUGAACUUUACCUGGACUUAGAGAAGCACAAUGUAAUGCUGGAAUGAUUAUCAAUUUUAACAUCCUUAGUAGGUUUCAUUCAGGUAUUUUAGCAGAUAGGUAGGUUUGCAGGAAGAUAGCCCUUAAGUUGGCAGGGCAGUAGGUCUUUAUGCAGGUGUGAUAGGUAGGUUGUAGGUAUAAAGUAUAUAGGUGAGUAGAUGGAUUGGUUAGUGAGGAGAGGUGUGUAAGUUUGAGGGUCGGCAGUUGGGAGGAAGGCGUGCAGGUGGGUCAAUGUAAAGACAGGUAUGAAGGUAGUAUGUUUUUCAGGGGUAGGAAGGCAGGCAGGCAGGUGUGCAUGUAGGUAUGAGGAAAUGUGGCUUGGUAGGAAGUAGAUCAACUACUACUGUGGUCAUGCUGAAGUUUCAACCCCACAUGUGAGCACCCGCAAGAACAUUUUGGGGUAUGUAUUUAUUAACAAAAACACAUAAUAUGGUUUUUAACUACUAUAUCAACUCGAUUUUGAUGGACACUCUCACACUCACACUUGCCCCAUGUGUUGGAAAUUAAAGUAUAUACAGUAGGUAGGCUAAAUGAAAGGGGAAAUAUUCAAGACUGACACAGGUCGAUGCGCACACACGGUUAUGUAACCGGCUCUGUGGUCAGUCAAAUGACACAAUCACAUGCCUACAAAGUUACCAACAACAUGUUCGAAGUGAGGAUUCAAACAAGCCAGUUAUGCGCAAAGCUGCUUCACUGACAGCAUUUUUGCCAUUCAAAAUGCUCAUCUACAGUAAACACAGCACUAACUGUAGGCAGGGAUUUAAGACCAAAGCACCAGAACUUAGUUAUUGUACAAUUGAACACACUGACAGAGUAAUAUUUUAACGAUUUUUAUUGAAGGGCUUGGGCAUGCGCUGUAUUUACAGCUUAUUAUGACCUAUAGGUACCAAUAAGGGGAGCAGGUGUUUUAAUAAGGAGGUUAGUUGCUAGUUAGGAAGGUCAACAGGGAGGUAGGUAGGUCGACAGGUGAGUAGAUUAGUUUUCAGGUUGAUUAGAUCUGGUAGGUAGGCUGGCAAACAUAUAGGUUGGUAGGGAUGUUGGUUGGAAGGUUGUCGGGUUUGUAGGUCUGCAGGUAGAUUUGUCAGCAGAAUUUUAGAGAGGCUAGUUGGUGAAAAAGGUUAGCUAGUAGUUUAAAUGGUGAGUAGGUAAGCAGGCAGGAAGUAGUGUAGGUUGUAGGUUUGUUGGUAGGUUGUAGGUAAAUGUAAAUAACAAUAAGUGUGUAUGUAGGAUAGUUGAUUGGUAGGAAGGUUGGACAGAAAAGUUGUGAUAAAAAUUGUGACAGUAUUUUUAUGUGAUCAUUUUUUCAUCAGUCCAGACUUCCUUUAAUCCAGACCCAGUUUGAUUCAGUUUUUACUGAUGGACCUGCAGAGACUGUUUUUUCUGUUUGAUGAAGUGAAACUCAGACCUGAAAUCCUCACAGUCAGUCUGAGCUGGAUCUCUACUGCUCUGUAAUUUACUGUGAACCCAGAGCUGCUGUCAGCCCAAACACCCUAACACUGUCUGUCUGUGUGUGUUUAGGCGACGACAUCACAUCCAUCCAGCAGGAGAUUACUAUGAUGAAGGAGUGCAAACACAAAAACAUUGUGGCGUACUUCGGCAGCUACCACAGGUGAGCUCACGUCUGUGUUCAGGUGUGAGGGAGUCCUGGAGCUGCUGGUGGACUAAAAUGUUAGAUAUCUGACUUUGAUUUCCCCAAACUGCUGCUGGAUUCCUCUCCCACCCUCUGCAGCUUUAGACAGAGAUGCUGAGCGUGUCUGUAGGCGGCAGAAUAUCAGGGAGGGUUUCCUCCUGAUAAUGAAAGAUUUCAAACCUCUGUGUCUCUGCAGGAACACCAAACUCUGGAUCUGUAUGGAGUACUGUGGAGGAGGGUCACUGCAGGACAUGUACCACGGUAUAUAAAGACCAGGAAAUUAUCAUUUAAAGCCUGUGAUUACCGGGAAAUGGUGCAACAUUGACAUCUCAGUGUUGAAACUACAAAGUUUUAUUGUUUAAUGGCAGCGAAAAGUUUCUAAAAAGUUAAUAUAGGAACAAGGACUUGUCCCCUAUUGAAAAUAUUUACUCACCAAAUAAUGAUCAUGACUUUUAGGCAAGAAUGAGACAACAUUUCACUUUCAGACUCCAGAACCUGGUCUCCUAGGUUCACUAAGGUCUACAGAUGGUUGGUGAAAGAAGAGCUGAGGACACACGAAGAAAAACAUGAACCUGGAACUACUUUUUACAAACAUGUUUUUGCAUCAGAUUUAAAAUGCGCAGAUAGUUUUUUCAUUAAUAACAAUAAGGUUUGGAGUUGUUUUGAAAAAUCUCCUCUGAGCUUCUCAAGCACAUGCUGAGCUUCCUGUAGAUGCACCGAGAUUAGAUUAAAACCUUCUUCAUCUGCCUGUGGGCCAGUUAGCAGACAGGUUUCCCACACAGCUGUAAUCACCUCCUUCACUCUGAAACAUUAGUGUAAUCACUGUGAGACAGGCACAAUGACCUCUGAAAACCCAUUUCGGAUCUAUUUUUAGGACCUCUGCUGCAGGCUCUGAGUUUUUCCUCCUCUUCUAAAGUCUGAGAGUUAUUAAUCAAACUGUUGUUCACAGUGACGGGCCCGCUGAAAGAGAAACAGAUUGCGUACGUGUGCAGAGAAACCCUCCAGGUGAGUUUUAUGAAAGGAACAGCAGCUUGUUUUGUUGUGAAAUCUCUGAGGAUCCUCCACUGACAAACUGAGUCAUGUGUUUUUCCAGCCUGCAGAGGAGCUAAAUAGUAUUUAACCUCGCCAGACCACUAAAUAUACAGUACUGUAAAUGCUGCUGCUGCAAAACACAGUCCAAGGAGAACAAAGCAGGCGGUCUUUAUUUAGUUAGAGAGUGACCUUUUCUUUCUAGGUAAUCAGGUUUGAAGACAACGAGCAAAUCUGACUUCGAGUUUAAGAGAAAGAAAAACACAGAUCCACAUAUUGACCAACAGCCAGCCUCUUCCUCGACUUAUUUUACAUUUAAUUAAUGCUUCAUUGAUUUAUUUAAGUAGUCUGCACAAAAUGAAUCUGAAUGUCACUUUUUUUAGGGUUUGUAUCACCUGCAUGAAACUGGGAAAAUGCACAGAGACAUAAAGGUACAGCAGGUUUUCCUUCAGCCUUUAUUACUGCCAAAGAAUAAUUCAGUCACUAAACAAGGUUUAAAUUUGUUGCAUGUGUUUCUCUCCAGGGAGCAAACAUCCUCCUGACAGAGAGAGGAGAUGUUAAACUGGGUCAGUGGUGAUCUGUUAAAGUCAGAAACAUUAUUUCAGUUCAUCGUCUACCGCCUCAUUCUGACUUUCUUUGUCUCUCUGCCUCUUUCUUUUCCACGCAGCUGAUUUUGGAGUUGCAGCAGAAAUCAGCGCCUCUGUUGCCAAAAGGAAAUCUUUUAUUGGAACUCCUUACUGGUGAGUUGAAAUAAGGGAUUUCUGCGUCUGUUUUAAGGCCAUGUGAAUGUUUCUGCAUACUGACUGAUGAAAAAGGCUGGAUUUUCAUAUCUACUGAUCUACUGAUUUUGUGUCACAUUUAUUGAAGGAGUGCCUCAGGGGUCAGUGUUGGGACCAUAGAUGUUAUUCUUUUUAAAGAUAAACCAACUGACAUGUUUCUGUCCAUUGUCCUGUGCUGCUUGGACCAAGCUCAUUUAUAGUGACAAACUGCUUUUAAUGCUGUUUGUCUUUUUUAUGAUUUAACUCUUAAUUAGGGCUGGGCGAUAAACCGAAAAUUUACAGAUGCCGAAAUUUUAUGACAAUAACCGAUGUCAUUUUGCCCAUGUUGGUAUAUUCAGUGUAAAAUAAAUAAAUAGAUAAAAGUUGGUUUUGGAUGUGUGUAGGUAGGCUAUGGUCUCAUGUCCCUUUAAGACGCUGUCCUACGUCAGAGAUGUGACUUCCACCCAUCCAGUCUGUAACAAAAAGACAAGUGAGGAGAUGGAGGACGGUUCAAAAGUUGGAGCGGCAGCAGAAGUAAACGAAGUUAAUGUGGGAGGGGGUGAGCAGCUUGUGGAGUAGCUAUCGUCCAUUUAUUGUUAUUGAAGUGAACUGCUCAAUGUAUCGUGAUCUUGUUAGUCUCUCAGUAAAGUUAUCACUUGGAAUAUCAUGAGUACUGGAGUUCAUAGAUGAUGUAAAACAUAAAAAGUGAAUCAUGCUCCAUUUGUUAAUAACGAGUGGCUCCAGUAGGGUACCCUGAGGAAUGCCAACAAAAACAAUCCCAUUGUUAUCUGGUUGCUGAAACGUUUUUAUGUGUCUAAGUGGGUAAUAAAGGAGGGUCAUAUCCACUGCUUCCUCUCCUCAUCCUCCUCAUCCUCUUGUGUCCUCUCUUUGUCCUUCCAGGAUGGCUCCUGAGGUGGCUGCAGUGGAAAAAAAGGGCGGCUACAACCACCUGUGUGAUAUCUGGGCUGUCGGCAUCACGGCCAUCGAGCUGGCUGAGCUCCAACCGCCCAUGUUCGACCUCCACCCCAUGAGGUCAGUCUGCAGCGCCGACAGAUUCAGUGAAGAGACUUUUGAUCCAACAUUUCAGCCGCCUGCUCUGCUUUUUUACUUUUCAUUAUUUGUCCAUGGGGGGUUUCAAUUUAUUCGUUGUUUUUUUAUCACCCAGUAUUUUAAGUUUUUCUCAGUUUUAUUCAAACGCUGUUGUUUAUCUCACUGAUGGUUUUUAGAAAGUGCAGAGCAAACAAGCUUUAGUAUCUUGUUUAUCCUGCUUCUUUGCAUCUUUUCCACCUCUGUGUUUCAGAGCGCUGAUGCUGAUGUCAAAGAGCAACUUCCAGCCUCCACGACUAAAGGAUAAAUCCAAGUGGUGAGUUAAACCUCCUGAUUCUGUUUUUUUCCUUUAAUCUCAUUCAAAACUUUAAUAGUAAGUUAUUAUCUUCUCUUCGCAGGUCAGCAGGUUUCCAGAGCUUUGUGAAGAUGGCUCUCAUUAAAAGCCCUCGUAAAAGGCCGUCAGCUGAGACUCUGCUGCAGGUGAGUUUGCUCAUUAUAGCUGCUCAUUAAUGACCCACCGUUAACCCUCCAUCUGUCUUCUUACUCGCCUCAUCACACAUUCACUAUUCAUAAACACAUGAAGUCCUAUUUUUAACUGUUUCCAGAGGAGCUGAACUCUUUUUGACCAGCUGCUUCACAUUCAUAAAGACGAUAAAAAUGUGUGAGCAGAAUAAAAUUUGUCAUUUGUUUGUGUUGUUUGAUAUGUCAGAGUGUUCAGAGCUGUAAAUCAAUCAGAUAAAAACACAGACGAGGUCAGAUCACAGGGCCGCGCUGCUGUUUUUGUUUUUCUCAUGCCAAUCAAGAUCAAAUAUCCGUAAAUCUCUGCUGAACAAAAAGCACUUUGAUGUAAUGCAACAGGUGCAUCACACAGGAAAGAGGGAUCAUAUUUAGACAGUGUGCAAACAACAGUUUUCUCUUAUUUUGUCAUAUGCAGUGCAUCACUGUAACACCCAGCUCACAUGUUCUAAUGAAUUUGCUCCCACACGAGCACCAGUGGGCGUAUUUGUCUUCAAAUGGGGAGUGGUCAGGCAUAAAGGUGGCAUGCAGAAAGCUGCGUGCUAUGAUAUUUAGAGGACAAAUUAGCAGGACAGUAAGACCAUUUCAGUCGGUCUUACAUAACAGUCUUUGGGAGACCAUGGAACAGUGCCUGUGUUUUUAAUUAUGUUUCUGGAGGUCAUUUCUCCUUCUUUAUUAUUAUUAUUGUGACAUGUGCUGCUGACCUCAAGGCUAGGUCACCCUUGAAAAAUAGAUCUCGAUUUCAGUGGGUUUCUUUCCUGAUUAAAUAAAGGUUAAAUCAAAACCUGAGUAAGAGUUGCCAGUGUUCAUUCCUCUGCUUUUUAAACAUUAUCAGAGAAGCACUGCUGUUCUUGAACUCAGAGGGAACGCUCUUUUUCUCAAACAGUGAAAUUAAGUCUCUAUUGGGACAGCGGGUUUGGAGACUCGUGUAUAUCUUCUUACCUUUAUACACCAUCAUACAGUUUGAAGUUGGUCUCGGGAUGCCAGAAGACGAGGACACCCUCAUUACUAUCUCCUCACACACUUGCUUCACCUCAGUCCUGUACAGACCAAAAACUACCAAAAAGCUCUCCAUCAUAGUCACUCUCAAAAACCUGCAGAAACAAACACACUGACAUGCAACUAAAAGUUUUAUUUUUUUCAAUUCUCACACAUAACUGUCAAGUAUAAAUGCCACUGACCAUCACGCCCUCAGACAAAGAAGGAAAGUGAGCAGCGGGGAGUGUGGUCCAGCAGAAAUAAGUAAAGAUCACAGCCUAUCUUUGUGGGUGAGAGGUUGAGAAGACUGUUUAACACUUUAAAUAUUUGAAAAGGUUCCCAUUGCUGUGUCUUGUCUGUAAAUUCUCCCAUCUCUGUCAAUUUGAAAAGUCCCUGAUGGUUUCUGCUGUUUGGUGGGAUGGCUUCAGUGGAUUUAUUACUAAUAUGUGCUUUAACAGAACUGAUACAGCGACAGUAGAAGGAGGUUAAAUACGCCAGUUCAAGUAGGCUGAAAUGUGCUGUGUAAAUAGUAACACCCCACUCUUACAUGGAUUAGGACCAGACACACUGAUAGGUUGCAGUUAUGUGACACCCAAAAUACUAGGAUGAAUGAUUAGAGGACUUAAUCCAUGUCUCUCUUAGCACUCAGAUUUUGCCCCGCUGAACCAGCAAAAAAGAGCCGCCAAACAUGCCUUAGUUAAGUCUGUGGUUGCACUUCAUACUGUGGGUUCUGGAUCAGGAAAACAGGGCUCUGUUUUUGUUUUAUCAGACAUAUCACUUUAUUUUCCAUUGGAACAGACAAUCUUUUUUCUUUUGUUAAUUAGACAAAAAACAUUGCAGUGCAUUGAAAAGUUAAGGAAGUAGUUUGUUUAUUGCUAAUGCUAAUUAAACAAGAACUCUCAAAAGUUCAGCGUCACUCCCAGAGGCUCAUGUCGUCCUCAGCUGAUUGCUGUCAAAUGAGAACUCCCAAAUGCACCAGUUCAAAGAUGCAAGCAGUGAUUCACAGGUCUGCAGCAAGCCUACCAGCGUUUAAAUAAAUAAAGAGUGCAGAUUUUCUGUUUUAUUUGUUUCUUUGUUUGUUUUGUGUUGCUCAUGAUCUGAAAAUUGUUCCUCCAGCAUCCAUUUGUGACUCAGCUGCUGACCCGUAACCUCAUCAUCGAGCUGCUGGACAUGGCCAACAACCCCGAGCUCCACAGUGCGCACACUCACAGCAUGGAUGACAUGGAGCUGGAGGUCAGUGAUACUCAAAGGGACGAACGCUGGCUCUGUAGACUCUGUCAGAUUCUGUGUUUUUCUUGGCGUGUCGUAUAAAUGCGAUGUGUCGACAGGUUGGGGAAAUUGGUCCAGACAAGAUCCAGUCAGCAGGGAAACACCUGCCAGCAGAGAGGACGCUGUCUGAAGAACAAUGUGAGCAAACACACACACAAACAUGGACACACGCUCUGACAUUUGGGGAAAAUGUAGUCGUCUUGGUGAGUCUGAACAUGUCCUGGAGCAGUCUGUGUACUCGCUGCUCAGAGAUGAGACAGAUACAGGCUUAGGGAAAACACUUCUGCUGCUUCUUUUUAUGCACAAACGCAGCUUGUUGUUUUAAAGGCGUUUGCAUGCUGAAACUGUCCCUUGGUAGUCAUUUUUCACAGUUCCUUUUUGUCUCGUCUGCACAUAAAGGUUCCCAGGUGUGGUACCAUCCUGUCUUUGAAAAGUGAAAACUCUAAAUCUGAGCUCCCAGCAGCUCAGGCUUCAGAGAUGGUCUGUUGUUUAGAGUUUUUCCUCUCAAAACUUUAGAUUUGUCAGACCAAAGCUGUAAACCCCUUUAUAUUUCUGCUGCAAAGAUGGACAUUUUAAAGGGACAGUUCAGGGUUUUUUGAAUGAUUGUGUGAGGUUCUUGUAGAUAGUACUAUGGAUCCUGGUCAGCUCAGACCCUCUGUUUUAAAUCUGGUGAAAGAACUAACAGAGAUUUGAGUUAUUUUGGGUGAAGCAGGAAUUUAAAAAAUACUUUAUUUUGGUCUGUGAGAGUUGGUGUGACACUCAUCCUGUUGGUACACUCUGUAACAGUCUGAGUCUCUGUGUGGGCUUCAUCAUAAACCACCUGUGGAACGGUUAGACCACUGUGGCAAACGCCUUGGGAGGCAGCUCAGGAAUUUUUAAUCUGGACCUGACACCUGGAGCCUCUGCACACAUGUAUUCAUGUAAACUAGCUUUAACUGAUUCAUCAAUAAUCUCACUGCACCAGUCUCCAAAUGAGUGCCAACUAUGAAGCUGCCGCAUCUCCCACUGAACCACAAAGUUAAGCAACACACACUUCCUGCUGCAAAUGUUCUCAACUGCAUGUUGACUUGUUUUUGAACUUCCAGAAAACACAGUGUUGAAGUCAUUGUUAAGACCCUUUUGCAUGUAAGAUGUAGAUUUUGUUGGUAACUACUCACAAACUGGAGCCACUGAAAUAUUGAUGAAUGUUGGAUUACAUUAGACAAAUUCACACACAUUCAUUCUGCUUAUUUUUCAUAUAUAAGAUCUAAUGGUUUUUAGAGAUGAUUCUGGGUCUAUUGCUAAUUGCUAAUAUGAAGUCAAAUCUAUGAUAAUGGAAAAAUAAAAUCAACUGUUUGUCCAGUGAGGUUGGCAGAGUUGACAACAUAGAGCAGGAGAAAGUUAGUACAACAAAUAUAGGAGCAAAUUAGGAAUGCAAGCAGGGCACAAAUAAGAUGACCUGACACAUGAGGUUUGCAAGAUGUGCUACAUGAAAAUAAAAUACAGAGUAAAUAAACAAACAUAAAGGAAAGACAAAAAUUUAGCUGAAUUAGCCAAACAGUUCACAGAAUUGUAUAAAUCACAAUAUUUUGUUUCGCAAUAUUCACUGUAUUGAAAAAUGUUAUUUUUUAAUAAUCACAGUAAUACCCUAUAGUGACCCAAGGAAGUAAUAAUAUUGUAUCCUGGAGCCACUAGUGAUUCCUACCCCUAGUUUUUAAUGCAGUGUAUGAAAACCCUACACUGUUAAGCUGCUAAAAUCGUACAUCAGGCAAGGUAUAAACAGCAUCUCAACUUUGGAGUUGUGCACUGCAGCUAUUUCAGCCUGUUGGCCGAAGGAGGAGCAUCUCAAAACAUUGAUGUACAAAUGAGUCUGUUUGACUCUGAAUUGUGUGUAAAUAGAGCUCAGGUUCAGCUGGACUCCUCUGGUUGGAAGCUGGAGGAGACAAACUAGUGAAUAAAUUAACGACAAACACAUUAACGACGUGUUUCAGUCGGUUUCUGACAAUCUCUGAAUGUGAGGGUGCACUUGUUGGCCGUCUGUGUGCGUGUCUGCAAACACUGUAUGCUGCUUGUUCAGGCUGAAGAGAGGCUUCAUUGUGUGCAGAGGCUCCAGUAUUCUCUGCUGUAAUCUCCAGAAUAUGAACGAGGACAAAAGUGUCUCAGAGGUCCGUUGUCCUGUACGGCGUGCACACGUGUGGGCUGCAGGCUGCGUCAGAGGAGGGUGGCACUGAGAACAUGCCUGAGCCGUGUGACACACAGAGCGGCCUUAGUGCCGUGGUGACCUCACACUGCUGGUCUGCCAGCACGUGUGUUGUCGUGUUGAUGGCGUUUUGGUGUGUCUAGUGUGAUCGUCAGGCUUCACACUUGACCAAACACUCAGUGAUGAUUCAAUCAGGGCCUCACCUCAGCUUCCCUCACAGACAGAGUUCGAUUACAGUUACAGAAACCACAGACACCCUCAACACCUGCGCCUCAGUUUGACCCACAGAGGGACUAAAGAUCUCACUGUCACGGCUGUUAGUGUUUCUGCUGCUGCUGCAAGGCUGAUUUUAUCAUCAGGCAGGCAGGAAGUUAGCUGUGAUAGAUUCAUGGUGAUAGAAUAAAACAGAGUAGAUGUGCAGUAACAAGUACGAGAUGUACCAGGUAGAGUAGACCUUAUGUCACCUUAAGUCGGCUUUAUGAGGUAUAAAGAUAAAAAAGUGAACAGAAUAACAAAAAAUUUUAUCAUAAACUACACCAUGAGUUGAUUGACCUACAACAAAAACACACUCACUUCAGUGAAGAUGAGCAGACACUAUGAGCACAGUAAAAUAUAAACAUCCUGUCCUGAGAGUUUAACUGUACAUCAAACUGUUGCACAAACUGUUGCACACAUUAGUGUCCUCUCACACAUUAUUGGAAGGUAAAAUCAUGCGCAUGAAAUACAAAGAAAUGUUGGUACAUUAAAAUUCAUCCAUAUCUGUCAACAUAAUAAAAAUAUUUGAAAAUUUUGAACAUAAAAUUUUGCACAUAGGUGAUUGCACAUCAAAUUUUGCAUGUAUUCUUGUAAAAAAAAUGCAUCAAAUAUGUUUCACACUUGUGCAUACCCAAGUGCAUGUGGUCAUGUAAAUUUCGCACACAGUAUUGCACACGAAAAUUUAGCACAUAUUUUGGCACAUUGAUUAUUGUGAAGAUAAGUUUGCUUGAAUAACGCCACACUUUAAAGUCUUGCAUAUCUGUUAUUAGGGAUCAAUUUGACUCUUGACUUGACACAUUGAGAACUUAUAUUAUUGCACUUAAUGUUUUCUCUGGUCUGCAGAAAGUGAUGCAGCAGUAUUGUCAUGUUUUUCAGUAAGUAUAUCAGAGGUUAGAGGUUUUAAUCACUAUGGAGUUUUUAUGUGAUGGAAUUCGAUUUUUAACUUGCUUUGGAUUUUAAACUUCAGCUGUAUUCUGAGCCUCAUCUGUGAAUGAACAGCCUUCUGAGAUGAACCGGGAUGUCGACAAAAAAUACAAAACCGACCGCCAAGUAUGAUUCAAAUAGUUUGAAUCAUGUUUGUCGGUUUAAAUAGUUGAAAAAAUGAAACAGGAAAUAGAAAAAGCUUUUUCACACUGUAAAUAACACUGAGCAUCAUGCUUUGUAGAGUUUGAGGAAGUUGUUUUGCAUCACUUCUGUCACUUGUUGAUUCAGUGCAGAGUUUUACAGCAGCUGUAAACAUGCAGCAGUAGCAGCAGCGAGUGUUUGGAUCCCAGCAGAGCAGAAAGGACUCUUUAUACUCUCUGUGGAGGAAUUUCUGUUAUAGCCAGUUUCAAGUCUCUGCAAGAUCAUUUUCAGACAACAGUGAAAACACAGUUGAAGAUAAGGAAAAGUUAAUAGAAGUAACUCAUCUCAUUUUGUUAUCCCUGUUUGUCCUGUUUGUGUCCUCUGUGACAGCUAACAUGCAUGUGAAGAAAUUUAAGACUUCUGCAGAAGGGAAAGUGAAAGUUUAGACCUAAAAUUUGUGAUUAAAUUAUAAAUGAAACAUAUUGAUGCUCAGAAACAACAUGAGAGUUAGAUAAGCUGAUAUGAGAGAGGGUAACUUCUGCUUUCAGCGUCUCUUAUUUCCUCUGCUUUAAAGUCUCACAGUCACAGAUCGACCAGGUUCUUGUGUGGUUUUACAACAACUCGCUUCCUUCUCAUAGACACAUCGCUGUUGCAACCUCGGAAAACAUUUGCCCCCAAAAACCUGCAGAAAUAAACUGAAAAUGCAGACAUGUGAAUGCCAAAUCUGUGUUUUAUGGCCAAAAGUCCAGACAUCAGCCUGCAAUAAGAAGUUUCUCCGUAUGUUCCUACUGCAGCUCUGAAAAGUGCCUCAGUGUCUCUUAUUUGAGGUCUUACACUGUGUGUUGCAACGUAAAAAGUGACUGAAAUAGUUGUGCAAAAUGUGUAAUAAUAGAGCCAGACAGACGUUUCUGAGAAACCUCUCAGAGCAAUUUGAACUUUCUUAGUUUGUGCUGGAAACCAUCCUUGAGUCUGGCUCAUGUUAAAGUUAAUCAAUACACUUUUUGAUCUCUUUCUUUUUAAUCUACUGAGAUGAAACACACACACACAAAGCUGUCCUGUUUUAAUGCUGCACAUUCACUCCUCUAUGUUUGUGUCUUUCCAGUCGACCAGGUGAAGUUCAGGCCUCCUCUGAGGAAAGUCACUGAGCCUUAUCCUGAUCUGGUAAAGCUCUUUUUGUGUGAUCAGUAAAAACAUGAUCACACUCUGACAUAUGAUCAAAAACUGAGAUGUUGUUCCCUCUCAGCAGGGAUCUUAUGAGGAUGACUGGAGUCUGUCUGGAGAUGAAGAUAACUCUCCGUAAGUGUCCUCUCUGUUUCCCUCAUCCAUUUUUAAUCUGUUUAUAUAAAACUGUGAAAAUGUUUCAGGUGUGGAGGAAAUCUUCUUUAAAGUUUAUUGUCAGGAAAACAGUGCAGGAAAUGUCCCAAAAUCUUGUUUUUUUCACAAUGUAGACUGAUUAUUUUAAUGUUAGGGAGUAAAAGAUAACACACUCCCUGUGUCAUAUUAAACCAUAGACUGUAUAUAGAAUGGAUGCCGUCUGUCUCCUCGCUGGGUGAAGCCACUGUGAGAACAGCACCCUCUGUUGAUGGGCUGCAGUAUAGGUCAGAAAUCCCGCCUCUUCCAGCAAUCCCUAUGGAGCUAUGGACAAACUUUAGAAAUUUUUUACACGGAAUAUAAAAUUUUAUCCCCACAGGUUGCGAUGUUGACAUGUAGUUACAGUAAGACUGUUUUGUGCUCAAGUCCUCUUUUUUUCUGUACAGCUCCGUUUUUAAAAGCUAUUAGGGGGUUCAUGUUUGCUAUGAUUGACACUCGAUACAGCCUAUGGGCGUACAAAAAUUGUAUAGCUCCCCCGGGGGAGAAAAAAACGCAGAAUUACCAAGAGCUUUCUGGCUUCAAAUCUGUUUACUGGCGGAAGGCGGAAACAAGUUGUCCAUAGUAUAUACAGUCUAUGUAUUAAACACAUGACUGACACGAUAGCAAAAAGAAAGAAAAGACAAAAUAAAUCUAAAUUAAAACAAUAAAACAGCCAGUAUUUUACCCACAUGUCCUCCUAAAUCCAAAUCUCCUGUAGGAGCCUUUUGUUUUAAGUCAAGUUUGGUUAGAAAUUAAAAUCCUCAACUAUGCAAAAGAAGAAAGAACUUUUUGAAGAAAAUUUUGUCUUAUAUAAAUCAAGCCCAAGAGUUUUUAAUUCAGUGCUUCAUCCUGGACAAUAGUUUAGUUUUUCUUUAUAAAUUUCUGAGUUCGGUUCAGCUGAUUGAUUCUUAGUUUGUCUCCACGCUUCAAUCUGAGAAAAUAAGCUUCCCUUUUUAGAGUAAAUUCAAACUUAUUCUUGGGAAUUCUCCAUUUUUCUACGAAUAUUUUCUAUUUUCUAUAAAGUUUAUUUUAAAAAAAAGACAAAAGACCCCUGACUGUGAUAUUUUUUCAAUCCUAACGUAGUGAGAAACAUGCAAAGAGUGCAUCUCCAUCUGAGAUAAAUCAGGUUUUAGUCUCUCCAAACAUGAACUCGGACUCUAAGCAGUCUCCCAGUCAGACUCCAGCUCAGAUCUGGGGCCUCAGAGUCUCUCAGGCCCGUAGUCAGAUAAAUAUCAGGUCUUCCUGUUGCAGGAGCCUGUUGGAAUGUGUGGAACAAGCUCUGCAGCUCAGGUAGGUCCCACCUGUCAAACCCGGCCUCUCUAACCGCAGUGACCCCUCCCCCCACCUCACCUGAGUGUACCUGAGAUGACCUGCCUGUGAUUAUGUGUAGAUGAGCUCGAAUCAGAGUCAGUGGGUUUGUGUUGGCUCUCUGUUAAACCUAAAAGCUCCAGACUCUGUCAUAAUCUGGUUUUCUUUCAAACACAAACCCGCUGGUUCUCAGCUUUGUGGCCUUUUUUGUGUUUUCUGCUUUUUUUGAGGGUUUUAUUUCAGUUUAUUUGCUGCCGUGUGCCUCUUUCAGCAUCUUUAGCAUCUGCCUGUGUCGCUCAGCUUGUUGUUGUUGUUGUUGUUGUUGUAAAGCCCGAAAUCAAUCUCUUUAAAUAUCUCUACAUCUUUCUACCCUGAUCAGAACGUGUUGCUUCCUUGUCUUUCAGGAGUUUAACCAUCAGGAGGGCGCCAUCUACUGAUGUGAGUCUCACAUUACCAUUAAAGCUGUGUGAUGUUUGUAUUUUAUGAUUUCAUUAAAAGUUUGAGCUUGUGCCAUAACUCUGAGUAGAGUUUCAUUGAAGUAGCUUUUCAAAAUAAAAGCUUCCAAUUCUUUAAACAUUUUUUAGCUGUCUUGUUUUGAAAAACCACAAAGUGAGUUGUUGUUGAUGUUGUCAGGGUGGCAAGAAGAGCGGAUUAUUCAGUCCAACCACAGCCUCCCUGCCAGCCUUCAGCUCUUUAAGUCCAAACUCAGAGGACAACAAAGACCUGACACUGAGACCCAGCUGCACCCUGGGGCCUGACUCCGCCGUCACUGCUGAUUCCACCUCCACUACAGGUGACAGUAACAUACAUCACUGAGUCACAGUCCAACAUAAUUACGCUGCCAAGAGAGAGACAAGCACUGUGAGACUUUCCUUUCACCCUACAGAGCAACUCAGCCAAUGAUAGAGCCAAUGUCAAAGUAAAAAUACCAAGUUUCAUUGUUUAAGUGUAAAGUUUCUGAGUGUUGGUCUCGAGUUUCAAGGUGGCAGUCCCAAGUUUUAGAGUGAUAGAGCCAAAUUUAAAAGGGAUGGCACCAAUUUUUAAGUAUAAAUGACAGUUCCCAUUGCUAAAACAGGAAGUGGUUUGGCAGAAUCCCAGUGCCAUGCUGCAUAAAGGGAAAGGAUCAAAUAGAAGGGCUGAUGUAAAGAGCCCAAAAGUACAUCCGAGUGGUUUAGCCUAGUGGUACAGUCAGAGGAAGGGUCAAAUGAUUGGGUCUGUAGGAAAGGCCUUGUGGUAUUGCCAAGCUAGGCCAAGGUAGGAGGUGACAAAAGGUCAAAGUAAGUGCCAAUGGGAAGGUCCAGGUGAUAUAACCAGGUGGUUUGACUAAGUUAUAAGGCCAAGCUGAAGGUCCAAAGGUAGGCCAAAAUGGUUGGACCUAUUGGUGUUGCCAGGCUAAUAUGGAAAAACUAGAUGGGAGGAGAAAGGUCAUAGUUAAAUGGUGGGCCAAAUUGCUAGGUUAAAUGAGAUGCAGAGGGAGCAUGGUCGAGUAUCAGGCCCAAGACGUACAGACCAGUUGGUUUGCCCAGAAGAAAGGCCAAGUAGUCAAGCCCAGGAACAGGACCAAAAGGUAGAGCCAAGUGCAAAAUUAAAGUGUGUGGCAAGAAAAAAAAACAAGCUGUAAACCCCCAAAGAAGGUAAAGUAACUUUGGCUGCACUGAAAGUCAAAUGGUAGGGCUCAGUGGUUGGACCAAGUGGUAGUGUCAGAUAUUAGAAUCAAGUCCAAGUACAAUGUGGAUCAGCUUGGUAGAGGAACAGAGGAAUCAGUCUAGUCCAUGUGCAAGCACAAAGAAAAGACCAAGACAAGGGCCAAGUGAUCAGGUCUAGCAGAGUAGUUGGACCAAGCUGUACAAUCAGCCAGGAGGUAAAACAGGGGAAACAGCCAGGUGGUCAAAUGAUGCAUCCACGUCACGUGUCAGAUCAAGUUGAUCUGCCACAUGACUUGAACUAGCUUCUUCUAGUUAUUGUAGAGUAAGUUUAUAUGAUUAAAAAUGUUGAAAAACAAGGUUGUAUGGCCUGAAGCCACUAUCUUGAAACUCAGUCUCAGUUUCUGGAUCGACAGCUGGGUCUGAAUGAUCAGAAAGAACAAGUGUCAUGUUUUAACACAUUGUAAAUCUGAUUAAUUCUGCUGAAAUAUGAUGACACAUCCAGAUGAUCCUUAUUAGUGUGAAAUUAAAAACAGUCCGAUUUAUUAGAUGUCGAAGCCUUUCGCCUCAGCUAUAGGUUGAAUUUAGGUUUUUAUGCACUUCCCUACGUUGGACACAAGAGGCAUCAUCUCCUCAGUUAUGGACCUACAGACACCUUGCAGGUAUGUAAAUGGAGACAAGGCCUUGUUAGUCACGGUUUUGGUCCUUUCUCUUGUGUUUUAAGUAUUAUCCAGGUGCACAGCCACACAGGACAUCAGACAGCGCUGCGGUGACCCACGUCUGCCUGCAGGGGACGCUGUUACGUCAGAGAAAAGGCGGGUCACACCUGUUACCUCUCCGAAAAGAGAGACCCCACUUUCACCUGAGUGGAGCACGCUGAGGAGGAAGACUGAGGACUCUGUGAGUUCACCUCACCUUAAACAUCAGUGAGCCUGUGUGGUUUGCUAACCGAAUAACGUCCUAAUGAAUCAUGUCUAAAGAUGCUGAUUUUACUUCAUCUGAUGUCAGUUUUUGUCAUCCCUUGUGUUUUGUUGUGUGUAACCUUUGACAUUUCCAGAGGGCUGCCUGUCAUGGACUCCCUCCUACCCCUCAAGUCCAUGUAAGUGUGAAACCUAACAGCAUGUAACCUUCAACAAAAGCUGACCUACAUGACUAACACCUCCUCACUUUGCAUGACACAGGAGAGAGAUCUCCACCUGAAAUCAGACUUAUGUUAAAUCAAACUCUCUGACUGUCCUGAGCUUUAGUGAUGAUGCAUUUUCUGCAAAAUUCAGUCUGAUACUAAGAGCACCUGUAUGGCCUCAGAGCUGUAUCGCUGUGUUUUGGUAUUUGGAGCCACCAGAGUGCAACUUUUCAGAGUCUAAUUACUUUAAUUAUAAUAAUACAUGUUGUUGAACUAAAACCAAAUUAAAGGGUCAGUGCUGCCCAGUCAGAUCACUUCUGAUUAGCUUGCUGUGCUGCAGAUGGGAGCCUGUUUCUCCAAAGUCUUCAACGGCUGUCCUCUUCAGAUCCACUGUGCUGUCACCUGGAUUUUACCCAAAACAAGAGGUAGGAUCAUCAUUUAUGAUUCAUUCAUCACUGGUGCAGACUUAAGCUUGAAAACAGGAAGUCAGUGAUGCUAAUCCUAAAUGGGGCCUUUAAAUAGACUGGCAUGUGUCAGGAGGAUAUUUGACUGAAUCAUUGCAGCUUUAGUUCAUUAAAGGGAUAUUCCGGCGUAAAUUUAAGUUGGGGUCAAACACACCGCAAACGCAACUCUUGCACAUUGAGAACAUAGUAGGUACCAGUUUAAUGAAAGGAGGAAUGAGUCCAUUAAGUACAGCAUUCACAGUUUUACAGAUUUGCCCUUUAACAUCUCUUUUCUCUUCUCUCAGAUCAGUACCUUAUUCUCGGUGCAGAGGAGGGAAUCUACUCUUUAAACCUAAAUGAACUUCAUGAAGAUACACUAGAGAAGGUAAGGCGGUGCAUCAUCAAGUGUUUUAUAAAAACAGGGAAGCAGAUGAAACUGUUUGACAUGUUUCACUUGUGAUAAGCUCACUGUCAGUCCUGUGUAUAUGAUACAUAAACUUUAAAAGACACAAGUCUGAGCUGUGACCUGUUAGCCCUUUCCCAAAGUUUGUAAUAAAGUAUUAUUUACAAGAAUAAAGUCGCAAUAAAAUCAUUACUCAUGGGAAUAAAGUCGUAAUAAAGUAAUUACUUACGAGAAUUAAGUCUUUAUAUUCUAACCUGUUGUUUAAGAUGACAGUUGUUGAAAUAAGAGCCAUGGAGCAUUUUGUGAAAAUGUAAAUAUAGGUUUCUCAAAAAAGGAGAUGCUUAAUCCUUUGUCACGUCAGCACCACAUUAUCAUAAGUACCAUAAUGAUUUUAUUACAACUUUAUUCUCGUAAAUUAUUCUAUUACGACUUUAUUCUCAUAAGUAAUUACUUUAUUACAACUUAAUUAUCGUAAAUUAACGGCUUCAAUCUCGAAGUCUUGAUCUUUUUUUUCUUAAUGUGGCCCUAAUACUUCGUCUUAAUAGGCAGACCAAACUAACUGUCUGUUUUUCAUUUCUGAUCAUACGAGCAGACAAUCAAAGAUUAUUAUAAUUUAGAUGAAAUCAGACUGAAAGAGUUAUAUCAUGGUGCCUCAUCAGUCUGUAAUCACCUCCUCUUUUCUGAUAAAUCUGAUUGAGGCUCUAGGUUUAUUAGCAUUCAGAGCAGGGAAGUGAGAUGCACUCAUAAGUGGUCUCUGGAGAUGCAGGAUUUGGCUCAUGGCUCAGAGCUGUUCACUUGUGAUUAGAUCAGCUGGAUCGAAUCACCUACACCAGGUAGAAACAACACUGCCUUGAUGAGUAUGAGCUGAUAAUCUUUUUGUCUACAGCUGCUCCCUCAGAGAUGUACGUGGCUGUACGUCAUGAACAACGUGCUGAUGUCUGUAUCAGGUAACAAAAAUCUUUGAAGUCUCACGUUUGUCAAAGAGCUGAAUAUGAUCCGCUGAACCAAGACGGUCUCUGUCCUGCAGGAAAGUCCUCCCAGCUUUACUCGCACAGUCUGACGGCUCUGUUUGAACAGAGAGGACAUCUGCAGAAGAGACACGGCAGUCUGUCUCUGGGCACCAACCGCUUCACUGAGAGGAUAAGCACCAGGUCAGGAGAUAUGCCUGGAAACCUCAGACAAUUCACGUAAAUCUCAAAGCAGUUAGUUUUUUUGCACAGCCUCAAUGCAAAGACUUAAACACACCUGCACGGGAAUGAUUUUUUUUGUCUUGAAAGUCCAAAAACUCUGAGAUUCUUAGGCUGUAUUUAUUUUGCAUCAAAAGUGUAGAUCCAAACUCAACCAGUAAACAUGCAACUUGAUAGCUGAUUGACUCUCACCUUGCAGACAGACCUGACAAAUUGGGAAUUUUGACUUAAAAACAAAUCUACAUCAUGAUCUCAUCAUUUCAGCUAAUUUUUAGCUUCUUCCAGUCAGCUCUGAGUACCUGGAAGCUGACAGGAAAGUUCAUGCAGACACAGUUCAUGAAGGAGGAGAGGAGAUAAAUCGAGAAAAGUCUUGGGGAAGAUUUUAACCUGGAUUUUUGUCUUCGUUUAGACAUACCUGGCCAGACAAACAUUUUCCAAUCCUGUUUGAUAGAAGUGAUAUACGUCUGGAAAAUUUUCUUAAUUUAUUAAGAAACAUCAGAUGGUAGUUUGCAGUUGGAGUGAUGGUUAAGCUAGUUGUUAUUAUUCCUGUUACCACUAAAGGCAGACAUCUUUAAACCUCCUCAGAGUGGCCUUAAAGGACGGCUGGUACAGUUGUAUUUGUUGUGUUUUUAACUAAAUCCUGUUUUCUCUCUCAGCCAAAGGAAGUUUGCCAUUUCUGUGAAGAUCCCCGACACUAAAGGCUGCAGGAGAUGUAGUGUAGGUAAGUGACAAGGAAUUUCCUCCUCAUCCUCUGUAUGCUUUAUGUUAGAGGCAAUGUACAAUGAGGAGGUUGUCUCUUUUCAAUCAGUCUUCUUCACAGCAACAGUCUGCAGUCCUGAAAUAGCAAACCUUCAAACAGUUCAAUCAAUCAAUCAAUCAAUCAAUCAAUCAAUCAAUCAAUCAAUCAAAACUUUAUUUAUAAAUAGCUUUUCCUGUGUAACACAAAGUGCUUUACAGUUUAUUAAAACAGUCACACGUCCCUUCACCCAACCCCCACUACAAUACAACUGGCAUUCAACAGUCACAUCAAGGCCACGCACACCCACACACCUGCAGAAUACAGACGAACCAGUUGAUUUAAGAGUUGUCAUGCAUUGGCCAAUCAGAAUCAAGUAUUUCACAGACUCUGACUCUCCGUCUCUUCUCUCUCUCAGCCAGAAACCCAUAUACAGACAGCACGUUUCUAUGUGCUGCUGUUCCAUCUGGUUUAGUCCUGCUGCUGUGGUAUGAGCCUCUGCAGAAAUUCAUGCAUCUUAAGGUUUGUGCAGACAUGAAAGACUUUAAAUGGUUAGAAAUCUGGUGAGAUUUGGUCCAGAGAGUGUUUGAUUGUUUGACUUUUUACUUGUUUUAAUACAGAGAAUCGUUCUUUACGUCAUGCAGUGAAUAACAAAUGUAGAAAUCUUUCGUUUUCAGUGCAGAACAAACUUGCUUCCAAUAAAACAUAUUAUACUGUAAACAUUGUUUUACACAUCUGGUAAAGUACAAUGUGACUUGAACAGAGAAAUGCAAACUGCACAGGAAGAAAACACUUUGAAUGUCCUUUUAGAAAAGUGAGUGUUGGAGUGGAAAUGCUAAAUAUACAUUACGUUAUUCUGGUAUAGUAAUGAUUCCUCUCAAUGGGAUUCAUGACACUCAAUAUUAUUUUUUGUCAUUUCCCUUCCACUAUGAACUUAAAGUAAAUUAAAAUAUUAGUACACCAAACAAUGAAAUAAAGACGAGGAACCAGAGCGAGAAGGAAAAUUCAAAACAAAAUCAGGAUUUAGUUUUUUCAGAUGAAGAGAAUAAGCUGGUAUAAAAGUGGACUUUCCACACAUACACCAGUGUAUCAUCAGCAAAGAUGAAAUAAGGUUGAACAACAUCAUUUUUUUUCUGAUCUGUGAUAUAAAAAUACCUUUAAAUACAUUUUUGCCAAAUGGCCAACUGCUGACAAAUACAUUUUCUUCAUUUGUUGUUAAAACCACAAAGUCCCCCCUGCACUGAUUUUACAUGUUAUAAUUGUCCCAUUCAUGUUGGUUUAUUUUAGACUAAUUAUAAGGUGCAGUUUUGGGUUUUCGUCCUAUCAUGUUAUACAUCCAACUUAGAUGGUGCAACCUUACCUCCAAUAAACCGAUCAACCUCUGAGUGUCCUCUCUGCUUGUGCUUUCAUCCGUUCACCAUGCAGCACAUACCGGUCAAGCUGCCCGACUCUCUGCCCAUAUUUGAGCUGCUGGUGUUGGUGACGGACGAGUUUCCUCAGCUGUGUGUGGGAGUCAGAGACUGUCUAAACGGGAAACGUCCUGUCGGCCAACAGCUCCAGUUUGAUAUCGUAGAGCUGAACAGCUCGCCUGUUUCAUCACCAGGUAGGAUGGAUUCUUUAACCGUAUUUAACUAUCAGGGGAACUGAAGUAACUGUAACCUGAGCCAAAUUUUCACCUAUUUUAAAGUUUGAUUGAAUUAGUGCAGAAGUUUGCGAAGAACUUCCAUGGAUUGGUUUAAUGUUUUGCAGGAAAACAGGCUAUAAUCAAUCAAUCGAUCAAUCAACUUUAUUUCUAUAGCACAUUUAAAAGAACCACAAGGGUAGCCAAAGUGCUGUACAAUGACACAUAAAAACAAAUAAAACAAUCAAAGAACAAGAUAAAACGAGCAGAAAUACAUCAAUGCAAAAGAAUAAAUAAAUGUAUAAUGGUGGUAAACCCUCCAAACCCCCAAACCCUGGUUUCUGCAGUUAAAAAUCACUUCAACUACUCCAAUCCAGCUCCUGAACUCUGUCAGGUAAAGUUAACAGAAAGGUGUGUCUCAGUUAGGGAUCCUUUCUGAAACGAUGUCAGACACUGACUGGAGACUUCCACCAGCUACAGCCCAGGCACUCUGGAUCUCUUAGCAGCAGAAAUGCAGUUUCUAUUCCUGCCGGUUGCUGGAGCAUGAAGCAUCAAUCAGUUGUGACAGGUGAGACAGGCAGCCCGGCGCCAAAACAUAAAACAUCAGAAUAAAACACUCAGCUGUGGUGCAAGAUCAUAUUUCAUACAACUGCAUCAACAAAACAUCAUAAUGAGCAGAGCCGGGUCUGGAGCCGACAGGGCAGGAGGGGGUUUCAAAGGCCUGAAUCAGGAGCUGUGGCAGAGAGGUCACUCAAUGCACCUGCAGCCAGUGGAAGUGAGAAUAUCAAUCAGAGCCUGUUUCACUCCUGCUGACUGAAGAAAUCAAUCCAAGUAACUUCAACACUUUAGUGACUUUGAGUCAGUGAAACCCUCAAAUAUCUGGAAAGACUGACAGUUUCAGCAUCAUCCCUCAAAGCUUUGCCUUCUUCUCCCUGCAGACGGUGGAGCUCUUACUGCUGCACAGGUAACCCAGCUGGACAGAGACACCGUCCUCAUCGCGUUAGAGAGUAAGUCAGUCCCGUCCAUCUAACUCAUGUUUGUAAACACUGAUUUAUACCAAACUGUGACUCAUCUCCCUGGCUUCUGAUUGGACAGAAACUGUGAAGAUUGUAAACCUUAGGGGACUGCCAUCCAAAGAUCUCGCUGCUGAGAUGGUUUUUGACUUUCCUGUUGAAACUCUGGGUAAAAUUUAACCUUAAAAACGAACAGAGUGAAUGAUAUUUAAAGUCAGUGCUAACAGUUUGAUUGACAUGCUGUUUUUUUUAUCAGUCUGUUUACAGGACAGCGUGCUGGCUUUCUGGAAGCAUGGCCUUAAAGGACGAAGUUUUCAUUCAAAUGAGGUAAAAAGAAACAAGAUUAAUCAAUGACCGGACUGAUGUCGUCUUUUUCACCCACUUUGAUCCAUAUUAAUAUGCUGCAUGUUUGAUUCAUCUCAUCCUGCAGGUGACUCAAGAAAUCACAGACGAAAGCCGAGCAUUCAGAGUUCUGGGGACAAACAGGUACGUUAGCACCUACCUAACCUGUUAGUAGAGGGAUUUUAGUUCGAGAAUAUGCUAGUUCCAGUCCUCCAUAAUGACCUCCAGCUCCAGUGGUUGGUGAUCUGAGAAGUGUUUGUGUCUCUGUAUGAAGGUCAGCUAACAAUCGGUCUUCAGCGUCACUGAAGACAAUCAGAGUUUAGAUUUACGGACUUCACUGAAUGGAUCAGAAAUGAUGGAUCUAUUCAACAAACAAACAUUUUCAAAGUAGUGUUCUUCUUCUCUUGAGGACAGACCUGACAAAACUGGACUAAUCUGCAUCAUGAUGUUAUUAUUUCAGCAAACCUGUUAAUGAGGAGAACAUCACAAGAACAUCAGUUUCUGGAGGGUACUAAAACCCACAGAAAGGGAAUUACCCAUCUUUAUACUCUGUUUGUGAUAAUAUUGAUAAUAUUUGAUUUUUUUUUUUUUUCAAAGAGAUAAAGAUGAUGGUUAAUGAAUAACUGUGGCCGAAAAUCUCCAAACUGGGUGUUUAUCCCAACACUGAAUGUUACUUUGGUAGUUUGUUUCUUCACUCUGGGUGAGCUUUAAGUCUCGUCUGAUUCUGUCAUUUUCAGGGACAUCAUCCUGCAGAGCACACCAACAGACGAGCCGUCAGCUCUGAGUAACCUCUAUAUCCUAACUGGACACGAGAGCAGCUACUGAGAGAAAACAAAGGGUUAACUUCUUCAAAAUCACACUGAAGAGAAAUCUGAUCUCUGAGACUGUUUUAGAACUGAUUCCCUGUUUUACUGAAGCUGCAGAAGUACAAACAGAUUACUCAUACUGUCUGCUAUGGAAGCCUGUAGGGGACAGAGUUAAAGAGAUGAUGUGAACUGGAAAAUACACAUCCUUAAAGGCAGUGAGUAUUUUUUUUUAUUGCUGCAAAGAUUAAAACUAAAAUGCCAAAAUGUUAUUUCUUUUCUUAUUUCCACAAAUUAGUAAUGGCUUUCUAUCAUAUCAUAGAAUGUCAAGUUAAAGCUCCUGUGAGAAACCCUAAUGUCUGUGUUGACUUUGGUGCCCCCUAUGGUCAAAAUGAUACAACUCAACUUUGUGUUUUCUGGUUAAAAAAAAAUCUUCUCACAGUUAAAAGAAACAUUUACUAAGAAUAUUUCCCUUUAAAAAGUAAAACAUUUGGCCUGUUGCAGCUACAGGAAUUAAAUAUUAUAAUAUAGAAACUUUUAAUCCUAGUUCACUUUUGAGGUUUUAAAAAACUUCAAUAUUGUUUUCAGUCUGUUUCAGAUCCACCAGAAACUCUUAAGAGGGGCUUUAAAAUUAAAAAUCUGUCUAAAUACAAAACCUCCACUUAUCAUUUGACCUAAAAAAUUAACUUACUUUUUCAUUUUCAGUGAUUCAUGAGUUUCCAUACAACUAUGUGGAAACAAACCCGAUUAUUACAGUGUACAAUGACAUGUGGGAGUUAUAAUAUAGGUGUGAAAUGUAAGUUUGCAUUAUCCUUUUAACCUUGUCUCCGGUAGGCUUCCAUAAGUGCAGUAUCUAAGUUUUAAUAAGGGAUUUUAGACGCCUGUCUUUAGUGUAAGUUUUUAGAAACAUGUAAAAAGGAGAUGUGCAAACAUGCUAAAUGUGUUUUUAAUUCUUCCAUUCUAAGCUGCAAAUGUAAAGUUUUCAUUCAGAUAGAGUUUCUCCAGCCUAAACUCAAAUGUAGCUACAAAAGGGGAAAGCUGGAUUCAUCAGUCUGCUUGUCUCAGAAUAGAAAAUGACUGCAAAGGGGUGGUUGUCAUAUCUGUGACUGCACAAAAGUAUCAGAGUUUAUACGUUUCAAAACUCCAACCUGAUAUCACUGUCCGCUGCCAUCAUUCUGUCAGACAAAAGAAAGGGAUGCAUGAUUUUACUAGCAUGACAUCGGUAUCAGAUUAUGAAGUUAUAAAAAUAUAUCUGCAAAUAUUACAGUUUCUGCAGAUGAAAUUAUCAACCAAAAAGUUAAUGCAUUAAUAAAAAGUGGUAAUUUUACAAAAAUGAAUUCAAAGAUUUUUAGUAGAAUAAAGUCAUGAGUGAAAAAUGUGAGGAUUGAGUGAGUGACAGAAAAUGCAAUAAUUUUAUUUUUAGAGUUAAAAUUUCAUUACAGUAAAGUUGUAAGAUUAAUAGAAAGAAAAACUGUUGAAAUCCUUAAAGAAAAAGUUGUGGUCUGAUCAGAGUAAAGUUAUAACAAUACCAUAUAAAUGUUGUAAUUUAACAAGACCAGAAUAGUAAGAAAUAAAGUUUUUUGUUAGAAAAAAAAAUUAAUUUGAUUAGAAAAUAUCAUAAGAGAAGAAAAGCAGAUAUUUUACAAGAAUAAAGCUGUUGAAAAUGAAAUGAAAAAAUUAAGUAUCAGGAUGUAAGGGAAAAAAGAGGGAGAAAUCAUUAAAAAGGAAAAAUUUUAAUUUUUAUGAAAAUUGUAUAUUUACAGGAACAAUCUUAUAGAUUAAUCAGAUUAAGGCUUCACAGUUUAUGAGAAAUAAGCUUCAGUCAUAAAUUUCAAAAAUUAAUAAAUUUAUGGGAAUAAAGAAGUUUAAUGAGAAAGAUAUUUAUAGUGUGUAGUUCAUUCACAUAAGGACUGUCACAGUAUACCACCAUUUCUGAAAACUGUCUUCAUAUGAAAAUAACACCCUAUUAUGAUGAUGAAAAUUAGUGAAAGUUAACUCCUUGAGCUUAUGGUAGCUGUGGUUCCUUUAGACUGUUAUCUGCCUCAAUUAAAGAGACAACAAGCUAGCAAGUUAGCUUUAGCAUCCCUCUGAGAGAUGAUUCAGCACUUUUAAAAACUGACAUUUAAGAGUCUAAAAUCAAUGUUUGAACUUGUGUCUCUUCAGGUAACUAAUCAAUUAAAAGUUUAUACUCUCUGACCAUAACCAUUUUUUUUUCAGUUUGUGACUUAUGAUCCACCAAAAGCAGUGUCCUUCAAAAUAAAAACAUAAUAAACAAUCAUUUAUUGAGGCAACAGCUUGAAGAAGUAAAGACAUUUCAGCCACAGAGCUGGAGAUGGGGAUAAUUAAUCAUCAUCAAAAUGAAUGAUGAUUUUUCUUUCUAAUUUAUGCCUUUCUUGCGGGAAUAUCUUUAUUUUUUGUCUUUAUUUUCUUCUAUAACAUGAACCAAACACUCUUGUCAUCCCAAACAGGGUUUUUCUGUAUUUCUUUACAUACACCAUCUCAGAUUGUCAGCCUGAAUAUUCAAGUGUAUUACUGAGACAUUUUAUCAAAUGUAUUUACAGAAUAUAUCGUGUUACUCUGAAAGUUUUGAAGAUGUUUUUGCAUUGCAGCGUUUCCAUAAUGUUUAGAGAGAGCUGAGAUUAUGUGAAUAAGAUGUUUAGCAGGCAUUGUCUGUGAUCCAUAAGUGCCAUAAACAGGCUUAAGUUGUGUAUCCAUCUCUUCUAUAAAUUACCCUGUUUACAGAGAGACUAAAAAUGCUUCUGAUUCCAUGAGGUGCCAUAAAACUGGAUACAUUUACACCUGUUUGUCUGACUAAAAUGUAAACUCCACUACACUAGAGCUUGUGUGUGAUGAUAUUUAUAAAAAAGGGAACUGUAUGAUUAACAUAUUCCCCUGAGACAUACUUGAAAAACAUGAUAUGCAUAUGGAUAUUUGAUUUUUUAAGAUGAUUUUAUUGGUAUUUGUGUGUAAAUUUGAUGUAUAUAACAAUUCUGUAUGCUUUUACAGAAUUUAAUGGGUUGUAUUAUGCAAAAUAAACAUUUUAAUAUCUCUG